UGAUAUCUACAAACAACCGGCGUUUGAUAAUCCUCUUCUGAAAUAUCACAAACUUCAGAUGAGACCUAGCAGUUUUCCAGAAGGCAUGACCAUUAAUUCAAAUUUGCUCAAGAACACCACAUGUCCAAAUGGAACGGUUCUUAUUCGCAGAACUACUAAAAAUGAUUUAAUACAUGCAAAAACUCUUCAAAAUCAUGUCAAAAGACAUGUUACGAGUUACCCAUCGGAUAAAGCGAAAACUAGCAUUGGAACUGGAAGCCAUGAUCCAGAUGAAGGAAAUUGGUGGUUAACCUAUGGGGAAGAAAGAUCUCUAGUAGGAUAUUGGCCAAAGGAGCUUUUCAAUAAUUUAGAGAAAUCUAAUGAGGUUGAUUUUGGUGGUGCAGCUUACUCUCCUUACAAUGAACCUAGUCCUCCCAUGGGAAGUGGUCAUAUGCCUUACGAAGGUCCAAAUAGGACAUGUUAUUUUCUGAAUAUUAAGUUAGUAAAUAAAAGAAAUCAGCUUUACAGUCCAAAAUCUGUUAGAGUCAGGCUAUUAUCUACUAGACCUAACUAUUAUGGUAUCGAUGGAAAUUAUGACUCAGGGUAUCCAGAUGGUUACAAAUUUCGUUAUGGUGGUCCUGGAGGAUACACUCGGAUGAAGGAUGUAUAA
Messenger RNA from Asparagus officinalis (garden asparagus), 649 nucleotides. RefSeq lists its product as uncharacterized. The record is from RefSeq and is a predicted model, not a curated record. Bases 59 to 649 code for a protein of 196 amino acids. NCBI's taxonomy places the organism in Eukaryota, Viridiplantae, Streptophyta, Magnoliopsida, Asparagales, Asparagaceae. The transcript has 3 exons.